UACUUUUAGUACAAUUCGUAGAUGCAGAGUUCGUCGGCUCCGGUUUCCUGGGAAGUUGGUCCAUGUCGCAUGUCCCAUUUUUUUCCUUACCGAAUCUUCCCAGGAAAAAGCUAAUCGAACCAAAGCCAAGUCGCAUUACCCAUGUGCUUUUUGCUCUGCUGCCGUUCUCGUUCAUAUAUAUUCCCUUGCAGAUUUGUCGUCGGUUUUUGUAUCUGUGCUGAAUGCGAUCUCGACGUCCGUUUUGCAGGCUCUUCUGAUCCUUUCCUCGAGCGGUGACUUGCGCAGAGGUUUGCAGCUGAAGCUGAACUAGGCGAGCGCGCCGCAGAGAUGGCGGCGUGGUCUAGGAUCGGGAGGUGCGCGCAGCUGUCGCUGUCGCAGUCCCUGUCGAGGAUCGUCUCCGAGGGCGGCGGCGGCGCUUCGCCGGCGGAGGCGGCGUCCGCGAUGCGCGGUGCCGCUCUGUCCCGCGGCCGCGGGCACCACGCGUCGUCGCUCCACAGCCUCGCGUUCCCGGGCCUCGCGGGCAGGAGCGCGUGCGCCGGCGGCCACCUCCUCCAGACGCCGCCGAGUAGCAGGGGCAUCGGCACCACGCCCGCGAUGCUGCACCCCGCGUCGGCGGCGGCGGUGGCGGCGGAGCUCUCGGACGCGGAGACGAGGGAGCCCGAGGCCGCGCCGGCGCCUCCUCCCCGCAUGCCGAGCCUGGGGCCGACGAAGCCCGCGGAGAAACCCCGCUUGGUGGUGCUGGGCACCGGGUGGGCGGCGUGCCGGCUUCUCAAGGACGUGGACACGAGCGCCUACGACGUGGUGUGCGUCUCCCCCCGGAACCACAUGGUGUUCACGCCGCUGCUGGCGUCCACGUGCGUCGGCACGCUCGAGUUCCGCUCCGUCGUCGAGCCCGUCAGCCGCAUCCAGUCGGCGCUCGCCACCCACCCCGGCUCCUACUUCUUCCUCGCCAACUGCACCGGCGUCGACACGAAGGCGCACGAGGUGUACUGCACGGCCGCCGCCGCCGGCGAUGGGCUGCCCAGCGACCCGUACCACUUCAAGAUCGCCUACGACAAGCUGGUGAUCGCCAGCGGCGCCGAGCCGCUGACGUUCAACAUCAAGGGCGUCAAGGAGAACGCCAUCUUCCUCCGCGAGGUCAGCCACGCGCAGGAGAUCCGCAGGAAGCUGCUCACCAACCUCAUGCUCUCCGAGAAUCCAGGCUUGUCUGAGGAGGAGAAGGCGCGGCUCCUGCACUGCGUGGUCGUCGGCGGAGGCCCCACCGGCGUCGAGUUCAGCGGCGAGCUCAGUGACUUCAUCAUGCGCGACGUGCGGGAGAGGUACGCGCACGUCAAGGACCACGUCAAGGUCACCCUCAUCGAGGCAAACGAGAUCUUGUCAUCGUUUGAUGUCGGGCUGCGUCAGUAUGCAACGAAUCACCUGUCAAAGUAUGGAGUUAAGCUGGUGCGAGGCAUCGUGAAGGAGGUGAAGCCCACGGAGAUCACCCUGAGCGACGGCACCCUCGUGCCCUACGGCCUGCUGGUCUGGUCCACGGGCGUCGGCCCGUCGGAGUUCGUCAAGUCCCUGGACCUGCCCAAGUCACCCGGCGGGAGGAUCGGCGUGGACGAGUGGCUCCGCGUGCCCUCGGCCCCGGACGUGUUCGCGCUGGGCGACUGCGCGGGCUUCCUGGAGCAGACGGGCAAGCCGGUGCUCCCGGCGCUGGCGCAGGUGGCGGAGCGGGAGGGCAGGUACCUGGCGCGGCUGCUCGGCAAGGUGGCGGCGCAGGGCGGCAGCAAGGCGCACUGCGCCGGCAAGGCGAACCUCGGCGAGCCGUUCGUGUACAAGCACAUCGGCAGCAUGGCGUCCGUCGGGCGGUACAAGGCGCUGGUCGACCUGAGGGAGAACAAGGACGCCAAGGGGGUGUCGAUGGCGGGGUUCCUCAGCUGGGUGAUGUGGCGGUCGGCGUACCUGACGCGGGUGGUGAGCUGGAGGAACAGGUUCUACGUGGCGGUGAACUGGGCGACGACGCUCGUGUUUGGCAGGGACAACACCAGAAUUGGCUGACGACGUGGGGGUGCAGUUUUUACUAGCUGGCCGGCUGCUGUGCUCCACGGGAGCGACAGACUGGCUGUCAUUUCUGUCCUUUCUUCUGCUUCGUGUCCGUCCCUGUGUUUAGAGAAUUCUAUUAGACUUCUUACGGUUAUAGCGGUUCAAAGUUUCACAUUUUCCACGAGAGAAUUAUGAAGCAUGGGCACCAUUUCUGUUGAUGGUGGUUACUAGAUAAAUUCGGCGUUCACGUGGCCUACAAAUCAA
Molecule: messenger RNA, 2292 nt
Organism: Setaria italica (foxtail millet)
Lineage: Eukaryota; Viridiplantae; Streptophyta; Magnoliopsida; Poales; Poaceae
Product: internal alternative NAD(P)H-ubiquinone oxidoreductase A1, mitochondrial
Exons: 4
Coding region: 328-2043 (571 amino acids)
Molecular function (GO): NADH dehydrogenase activity
Source: RefSeq, a predicted model, not a curated record